Messenger RNA from Gavia stellata (red-throated loon), 1057 nucleotides. RefSeq names its product B cell receptor associated protein 31 (gene BCAP31). The transcript is spliced from 8 exons. Gene Ontology annotation, biological process: intracellular protein transport; endoplasmic reticulum to Golgi vesicle-mediated transport. The record is from RefSeq and is a predicted model, not a curated record. The coding region runs from base 30 to 758 and encodes 242 amino acids. Gene Ontology annotation, cellular component: endoplasmic reticulum; endoplasmic reticulum membrane. Lineage: Eukaryota; Metazoa; Chordata; Aves; Gaviiformes; Gaviidae.
AGACGGGGCGCCGCUGCCAGAUAGCCGCCAUGAGCCUGCAGUGGACGGCGGUAGCCACCUUCCUCUACGCCGAGGUCUUCCUCGUCCUCCUGCUCUGCAUCCCCUUCGUCUCGGCCGCCAGAUGGCAGAAGAUCUUCAAGUCACGCCUGGUGGGCUUGGCCGUGGCCUACGGCAACACCGUCUUCGUCGUCCUCAUCAUCAUCCUCGUCCUCCUGCUCUUCGACGCCCUGCGGGAGACUCGUAAGUACGACGUGACAGAGCGGGUGGCCCUGCAGAGCAGCCCUGGUGCCCUCGAGCACUUCCACAUGAAGCUCUUCCGUGCCCAGCGCAACCUCUACCUGGCCGGCUUCGCCCUCCUGCUCUCUUUCCUCCUGCGCCGCCUGGUCACCCUCAUCUCGCAGCAGGCCGUGCUGGGUGCCUCCAGCGAGGCCUUCCGGAAACAGGCAGAAGGCGCCAGCCAAGCUGCCCGCCGCUACAUGGAGGACAACGAUGCCCUGCGGAAGCAGCUGCAGGAGGCAGGGGGUGAUGGGGGCAGCCCGUCUCCCUCCCAUGACGAGAACGAGACCCUCAAGGCCAAGGUGGAGAAGCUGAAAGAGGAGCUGGCAGCCAGCAAGCGCACUCUGGAGAAGGCAGAGAACGAGGUGCAGGCCAUGCGGCGCCAGGCCGAAGGGCUGACACGGGAGUACGACCGGCUGCUGGAGCAGCAUGCCCGCCUGCAGGCAGCCCAUGAUGGCCCCCAGGACAAGAAGGAGGAGUGAGGGACCAUGUCACGCUCCCCAGCCGAAGCCCCACCCACCGGACCAGGCCACACCCCUGCUUCCCCCCCCAGCCUUGGGCACAGGGAGGGGUGGGUGCAUGACUUGGACAAGGUGUUUCGAGGGACCCCCCCAGCAACAGGUCUGGGGACUCCCCUGCUCUGUGGCAGCACGCUGGGGGUAGGAGGUGGCGGUGGGCAGGGUCUGAGUCCCCCUUUGCCCCUGCCAGGGCCGGGGGCGGAUCCCUGGGUGUGGGCAGCGGGCCCCUUCACCCCCCUGCCGCCAGCUUCUGCUUCAAUAAA